GGCUGAUGGAAAGCUGCCAAAGAACGAAGACAGAAACUUUAAAAGGCAUCAGUUCUCAUAAACCUGACGGAGAAGAAAGAACUGUUUUCUAUAACUUAGGCAUUUGUGUGAAACCAUGGCCAACUGUGCUCAGGUACAAAGAGGUGCUGCACAAGUGGAGACUACAAGUAACAGAGAUCUGGAUCCACAUGAAGAACUUCGGAUAGUGUUGCUUGGAAAGACAGGAAAUGGGAAGAGUGCAUCGGGAAACACCAUCCUGAACCAAAAGGCCUUCACGUCAGUCCUCUCUCCAGGCUCUGUGACGUCAGAGUGUGAAAAGGCCAGAGGAACGGUGGAUGGACGUAGAGUGGCAGUCAUUGACACACCAGGAAUUUAUGACACAAAGUACAAAGAAGAUGAAGUGAUUAGAAAGCUGAAAGAAUGCAUCUCUCUUUCCGCUCCUGGUCCCAACGUGUUCUUGAUUGUGAUCAAGUUGGACAGAUUCACAGAGGAAGAACAGAAAACGGUUGAACUCUUGCAGCUGGUGUUUGGUGAAAAAGCUUCAGAUUACUCCAUGGUUCUGUUCACUCAUGGUGACAAGCUGAGAGGCACAAGAAUUGAAGAUUUCUUUAGAAAGAGCCCCCAGCUUAGCCAUUUGAUUAGAAAAUGUAACUGGCGGUAUCACGUCUUCAAUAACAAAGUUUCCCAUAGCAGUCAGGUACCUCAGCUGCUUGAAAAGAUAGUAAGUAUGGUCUGUGAUAAUGGAGGAACAUUUUACACAAAUGAAAUGUUCCAGGAGGCUGAGAGAGCGAUCCAAGAACGAGCAGAGAAGAUUAUGAAGGCUAGUGCAGAGCAAAAACGCAGAGAAGAGGAAAAACUGAGGGCUAUGUUUAAAGGAGAACAGCUGCAGGCAGAGCUAAAGUAUCUUCAAGACGAGUAUACAAGAAAAUCAAGAGAAAAGGCGGAGAAGAAAAACAAAUUCAUUGAAACUGGUUUGAUCGUAACAACAGCUGAAGUGGGUAUUGCAAUCGGGGCUGCUGCUGGUACUGUGGGAGGUCCACUUUGCAUUGGCAUGGGGGCGGUGGUGGGCGGAGCUGUCGGGGCUAUAGUCGGAAUCUUGGUACCAGCAGCAGCAAAAGUUCUGAAAGAGAAAUGCUCUGUACAAUAAAACGUACUGCAUUUACCUGGUGAGCACUCACUGAGGGGGACGUUACAGCCUCCUGUUACGUAUCUUUAAAAAACUCAUCUUUUAUCAUGAACUGAUCAAUUUGAAUGGAUGGACCAAAAGUAAACCUGCGGGGAUUGGGGGAUUAAGGGAUUGUCUUUUUUAUUUUAAUUUCACUAUGUCCCAGUUCUACUAUUCUGCAGUUAUGCGUCUUUGUAUCUUUUCUAUGGCACACUGUCCUUCCACAGUAAUAAUACGUUCCAUGUUGAAUGUCAGUGCAUUAUUUCUUAUGAAGUAAUUGUUUGUGGAGGCACCUAUUUUAAACAUUUCUAUCAUUUCUCUUACAUAAUCUGCCGGACUGAAAGAUGAUUUCAGUAUCAAGGGCUUUUUAUGGACAAGUGUCAGAAUAUAGAAACAUAGCAUGUGUAUCAUGUAAACAUGUAACCUCAUUUUUAACGCUACCAUUUCACCUGUUUUUAGUCAUUGUCAUAUUUUGAUGUAUAGAUGUAUAAGACAUAUAUGUGACCAUAGGGAGUGAAUUACCAUGUGGCCCUUUAUAGCUACAGUAGGUAACUUUUAUUAAAAAGUUUUUGUCAUAUAUGCUGAAACUUUCUUUCUAUGCUGACAGUUACAUGAGACAGAAAAUCUGUAAAAAAAAAAAAGAAAAUCAGGUACCUCCUGGUAUUUGCAAGAAUCCACCGCGGCUGAAUGAAAACAACCUUGAAAACGAGUUUUGGGACUUGAAUGAAACUCAACAGUCAACUAUCAUUCUCAGGAUUUUUUAUAAAACCUACUUAAGUGUUCAGCCCUUCACUUGCUGACUCUUGUAUAUAAAUGACACAGCCUCCAUUUUCCUCCAUGCCAAGACCACAAGACUGAAGCAUUUGUUGAUAGGGCCAGUAAGGAGAACAUUGGUGAAAUUAACAUGAGUCAACUUUGUCCUUAAAAUCUGAGGGUGAGCUACCUUUUUACUUAUAGGUAUUCAACUUUGGAACUCAUAUGACACUAUAUUAACACGACAAACAAAAUACUGGGGAGUUGCAUGCUUUCAAAGAUCUAAACAUCUAUCAUAUAUAAAACAUUUUUUUAUUUGUAUGUAUUUUAUCAUUUUUAUUAUGUGUGUGUUCCCACAUAACGUUUGUGCAGAGUGAAAACAGACAAAGAACAGCUUUUGAAAGUUAUAUGUGUGUGUGUAUCUGUGUGAGGCCUUUGGGGGGCCAAGUAAGUAGUCAUAUUUUCAAAAAGUGCUUUUGUUAGCUAUGGUGUUUUUUUCUACUUCUGUUUCUAAAAGAGCUGUUUAGGCAGAUGGGAAGUGGAUGUGUAAAGAAGUGUACACAAUAAGCAGCCACACAGAAGCACUCCAGGCAAAUUCAUGUCAGACAAACAGUAUUCAUGUAAAACACACUACCUUUAUCUGUUUAUCUGUGGUGGGCUAAUGGUUGAAUAUGUGAAAAAAUAAAUACAUUCAAUUAAUAA
Dicentrarchus labrax (European seabass) is the source of this 2620-nucleotide messenger RNA. RefSeq names its product GTPase IMAP family member 9-like. The transcript has 2 exons. Bases 116 to 1147 code for a protein of 343 amino acids. The record is from RefSeq and is a predicted model, not a curated record. NCBI's taxonomy places the organism in Eukaryota, Metazoa, Chordata, Actinopteri, Moronidae. Gene Ontology annotation, molecular function: GTP binding.